This is a messenger RNA of Lates calcarifer (barramundi perch), 615 nucleotides long. RefSeq names its product bifunctional heparan sulfate N-deacetylase/N-sulfotransferase 4. The record is from RefSeq and is a predicted model, not a curated record. Gene Ontology annotation, cellular component: Golgi apparatus. The coding region runs from base 95 to 385 and encodes 96 amino acids. Lineage: Eukaryota; Metazoa; Chordata; Actinopteri; Centropomidae. Gene Ontology annotation, molecular function: deacetylase activity; heparan sulfate N-sulfotransferase activity. The transcript has 4 exons.
UGCUACCCACCUGGAGCGCUGGCUGCAACACUACCAGCCCAGCCAGUUGCACAUUGUGGAUGGAGCCCUGCUGCGGACCAACCCAGCUCUGGUGAUGGAGGGAAUCCAGAGAUUCCUCGGUGUCACUCCCAUCUUCAACUACACCCAGGCUCUAAUGUAUGAUGACAGCAAAGGUUUCUGGUGUCAGCGAGUGGAAGGAGGUCGAGCUAAAUGCCUGGGGAAGAGUAAAGGCAGGAAGUACCCAGAGAUGAGUCCUGAGUCGCGUGCCUUUCUGGCUGAGUACUACCGUGAGCACAACAUGGAGCUGCUGCGUCUGCUCAAUCGACUGGGACAACCGCUGCCAUCCUGGCUCCGCCAAGAACUCCAGAGCACCAGCUGGAGCUGAGGCCAUAAGCUCACAGAUAGACAGACAGACAGACAGACAGACCACAGAGAAGCCGGGACUGGAGUCUGUGGAUGAGCCAACACUUGGCUCUGGGUUAGACUGAACUACCUAAUCUGGAAUCAACAGCAGCACACACUAAAAGAGCUACCGGGUUUUAGCUGAUGUUACUGGUGCUCCUGUUCAAUGGCAAAGAGAAGACAGCAUGAGAUCUUUCUGAAAGUGUUGGUCCC